Naumovozyma castellii is the source of this 2595-nucleotide messenger RNA. It is a transcript of the gene DCP2, whose product is annotated as decapping enzyme complex catalytic subunit. The transcript has a single exon. The record is from RefSeq and is a predicted model, not a curated record. Lineage: Eukaryota; Fungi; Ascomycota; Saccharomycetes; Saccharomycetales; Saccharomycetaceae. The coding region runs from base 1 to 2595 and encodes 864 amino acids.
AUGUCGCUCUCUCUUCGACCCGCUCUGGAAAACGUCACUUCUGUCGACAGGGUCCUGGAAGACCUCCUCGUACGUUUCAUCAUCAAUUGUCCACCAGAGGACCUUUCCUCCGUGGAAAGAGAACUGUUCCAUUUUGAAGAAGCAUCAUGGUUCUACACGGAUUUCAUCAAGUUAAUGAACCCGACACUACCCAAUUUGAAAAUCAAAUCAUUCGCCACUAGGAUAAUCAAACUGUGUCCCCUGAUUUGGAAAUGGGAUAUCAAGGCGGAUGAAGCCAUGCAGAAAUUUUCCAAAUACAAGAAAUCCAUCCCCGUGAGGGGGGCGGCCAUAUUUAAUGAUAAAUUGAAUAAGAUAUUGCUGGUGCAAGGAACAGAAUCCGAUUCCUGGUCUUUCCCCCGAGGGAAGAUCUCGAAGGAUGAAGAUGAUGUUAUGUGCUGUAUUAGAGAAGUGAAGGAGGAAAUUGGGUUCGAUUUGACGGAUUAUAUCGAUGAGAAUCAAUUCAUUGAAAGAAAUAUUCAAGGAAAGAAUUAUAAGAUUUUCUUGGUCAGUGGUGUUUCAGAGGAAUUUCAAUUUAAACCACAAGUGAGAAAUGAAAUUGAAAAAAUUGAAUGGAGAGAUUUUAAAAAAAUGUCAAAGACAAUGUACAAGUCAAAUGUUAAAUAUUAUUUGAUUAAUUCCAUGAUGAGACCACUAUCCAUGUGGAUUAAACAUCAAAAGCAAAUUAAGAAUGAUGAUCAAUUGAAACAAUACGCCGAGGAACAAUUGAAAUUAUUAUUGGGUAUCACUAAGGGUGAACAAGUGGAUCCAGGAAGAGAAUUAUUAAAUAUGUUACAUUCUGCUGUGCAUAUGGAUGAAGCCACUCAACAACAGCAACAACAACCUUUGUCUGCAUCAUCAACAGUAAAUAAUAACGCACCAAUGACAACAACAACAACACCUCAAACACAAACACCAUUACCAAUUCAUCCAAACGCAUUAUUAUACCCUCCUGUAUUUAAUAACAUGGCUUUCCAACCAUUCGCUCCCUUCCCAUUCGUCAACGGCAAUAAUCAAUUCAUGAUACCACAACCAAAUAUUCCCCUCCCUCAACCAUUAAUACCACCUCAUCCACAUCUACCAUCUGCCACUCCAAAUAUUGGUGCCUUGUCGAAACCAACUUUGAUAAAUAAUCAUGAAUUAAACAUGAAUAAUAAUAAUAAUAAUAGUGGUAAGCAAUUAUUAGAUAUAUUACAUUCAAACCAACAGGAAAGGAAAAAAUCAAAUAGUUCACAAUUAUUAGAUAUUUUAAAGAAACCUUCCAAUGCCAAACAGAAUGAGCCAUCUCUACUAGACGUCUUAAAGAAACCAAGUCACCAAUAUACAACAAUUAACAGCAAUGAGGAAGACGAAAACGACAACGACGAAGAAUCAUAUGAAGUAUUCGAAAGUAGUUCCGAGGAUGGUGGUGAUGACGAUGAUGAGGGAUUUCAAGAUGCUCACGAUGUCAUUGAUAAUCAUAAUGAAAAUACCAAUUUUAAACCUCCACAUCUUGAUAAUUUACAUUACAUGACUAAUAACGUCAAGAUUGAACACGUUUCAUUAAAGAAACAAAAGGAUAUCAAAUCAUUAAGAAAUAACACUACAAAUGAUCAAGAAGAUUACUCUUCUUCCCUUUCCAAUUCUGAUUCAGAAUCACAAGAAAUUGAAGAACAAAAAUUAAAGGAAAUUGGUAAAGAAGAAAAUCCUCCAUUGGAAAUCUCAUCCAAUGAUGUAAUUAUAGAAAAUGCAUUCCAUGAUGGUGAUAUUCCUCAUAUGGAUAAUAAAGACGAAAGUGUUAAAUCAAUGAAUAGUUCCAUGAUGAAGGAAAAUGUAAAGAAACCAAAAUUUAAAAUCUUGAAACGUGGUGAAAAUAUAAGUGAUAUUAAAUUAGAUAAUAAUGAACCCACCAUUGCUGAAGAACCAACAACUAACACGGAUUCUAAAACUUUACUAAACAUGUUAAAGACCCCCAAGGAACCGGAAGCACCAUCAUCUGUUCUUUUAAAUAUUUUGAAAAAACCAACUGAAGAACAAAACGAUAAUGCCAAGGAUUCUAAUAUAUUACUCAACAUGUUGAAAAAGCCAAGCACAUCACCCCCUGUGGCAAAUGAGGAACACACUCAAAAUUCAUCAACCGUGCUAUUAAACAUGCUAAAGAAACAAUCACCAGAGUCAAACACAGACGCCAAGGGCAGUGAAGAACUAAUGGACAUGUUAAAGCAUCCUCAUAAUGGGCACAUGGAACAAAAAGUUUCACCGGAAUUAUUGAACGCAGAUAGAAGAAGUUCCACUUUAAGUCCCUUCUCAAUGGAACAAUCCACUAGUAUAAACACUCCUAAUCUUGGAAACACAAUGCAAAAUACCAUCCCAGAAAAUUUAUACGAUAACCAGAACAGGGCACAAUAUUCCACUGCAUCUAAUGAGUUACUAAGCAUGUUACAUAAGAAACCUAGUAAUGAACAACAGCAAGCCAACCCUGAAUCCGGAUUGAUUGAUUCAUUCCCAUCAAACUCACACAUUCAAAAUAAUUUUAGUGCAUCCAAUGAACUACUAAAUAUCUUGCAUAAGAGAGCUUGA